GUUAUCAGUAUUCACAGUGCACAUAACUUGCUCAACUAUAUAUACGGAACAAACCCGAGGGGUAUAGCAGUAAAAUCUGGGUUUAUAAUCGAAGCGAGAACCAUACAUGUAGCCGAGCUGGUCAAAUUAAGGAGCGAAUUAAUUCAACAUAGGUUUAUAAAGCGUAUCGAGUCGGACUUGACUAGCACGCUACCAAGAUGUCUCACUUUUCAGAUGACCCAUGCCAGGGAUGUCUCCAAGACAAGGAACAAAAAACUUACCAUAUGGUGAUGAGAUUGUGCGAUGACUGCGCUCUGCAAAAAAAGCAUUUCAUCGAAAAGUUGGCACUGGAAAAGAAGGUGGUCUUCAGUUGCAGCAGACACCCUGCCUUGAAGGCUCUGGCAUUUUGCACGCGCCAUGAUGAAACGAUUUGUUUAGAGUGUCUCCCGGCACAUAUCGGUCCUUGUUGCAGUAUGAUGGACUUAAACGCGAAAGUGGUAGAUCGGAGAAGCCAGCUCAGUGGUCUGGUAGAACGGUGCAAGAUAAAAGCCGAUGAAUUCAAACAAUUUAAUAUCCACGUCGACACGAGAACACAUCAAAUCGAUACUCACUUUGCUGAAAUCGAAGACGAAAUCCGCCAGAAAACUUCUCAAGAGAAACGAGAAGUGGAAGAGAAUCGAGACCUCAGGGCUGAGUGUAUCAAUAAAAAUGCUGAAGAAAAACUUGAGAGAAUCAGACAAGAGCGAUACGAGGACCUGACGAGAAAUCAGCGGGAAGCAGAGAAAAGAUUAGACGCAAUUAAGAAGAAACAAAAAGGACUGCUCGAGAGGGUUGAUCAAAUUAAAGCCAUGUUUACCAAGAAGAUUUCAAAGAUGAAGUCGUAUCUUCAGCAAACUUUGGAGACCGUGGAGAAGGCAGAGUCCUACGACGACGAUGAAAUGCUUCAACCAGAUUUUCAAAAGACCGUAGUGUCUUUGACUAGUGUCCUCAAUAAACAAGUCGAUGCCAGCGACGUUGACAAGCUAGUAGAAGCUGCAGAGUCAGUCGAGGGGUUUGAUGGUGACAAACGAAUUGAUGUUCCUUUGGAGAGGUGGGAUGAACAAGAUGGACUGACUUGGAAGACAGGACUGGGUAAAGGAUCCUACAUGAUGGGUGCCAUCAACAUGGAUGAAGUCUUGCUAAAGAUGAUGGAUGGUGGCUCGGUCCAUGCCAUGAACGUUUACAGUGGUGAUACCAGGGUGGUGGUCUCUGGAAAGACACCAUAUGAUAUUUACAGUUGUGCUGCUCUUCAAGACGGUAGGAUCGUUUGUGGGACACGCUUUGGCGAGAUUGUCGUGUAUGAUCGUGACUGGAAACCGCUGAGAGUGAUGCAUCUUGAUUAUUCAGGCAAGUCCGUCAAGUUAAGGCCUGUCUCGAUCUGCAUUGAUAGAGCUGGUUUGAUCCUAGCUUCGAAUGGCGAAUCCACUGUUCAUGUAUUCAAUCCAGACGAAGGAGACUUUGUCAGGUCGAUCGACACCAAUGUCAGGUCUAUCUGCGAAAUUCAUCUUCUGUCAUCCGAUGACAUCGCGCUCCGCAUCAGGUCAUUAGAUGAAGAGUGUACUGAUGUUCGCAUCUUGGACAACAUGGGAUGCCUUCGAUCCACUCAUCAUCUUCACAACAAGAACCUGAUUGACAUGGCUGCGGACAUGUCACGUGGCCAUAUAUUUAUGAUGCUCCUUGAUCACGAUGACGACUGCGAAGAAUUCGACAUGGCAGUCCUUUCAUCAAGCGGUGUGGCAGACAUUGACGUCGAGUUACCUUUCGACUCUAGGACACUUGCCGAAAUGUGUUUCAUGCCUGAGAAGAGCGACCUGGUUGUGCACUACGAGGAAACAACUGGAAUAUUUAGGAAAACCGAUCGGGGUCUCGAAGAAAUAAUCAGUAACAUUGAUUAAACCACAAACUACAAUAUAAUCAUGGUAACAGGUCACGAUUUAUUUUUACACUCGUGCCAUUUCAUGUGUCUUGACGCUGGAGGUACGGUACUGUGCUCUUUUCUGUCAGAUCGACAGUCCUUGACCAUGUACACCGGGAUGAUGAGAUAAAUUAGGGCGAGAAAACAAGAAUAGACCAGAUACCUGUCUCGAUAGUUUGACUUAAUUUUGAUAAGAAGACAAGAUCGUGUAUAUUUUGAAGUUGACCAUAACAUGGCAGGAAGAAGACAAGAAUUUGAAUCAUUGGGUUCCAACCAAGUCAACUUGAUGACGACUAGAAGACAAGGAGAAAGGGUGAUCCUGUAUCCCGCAAAGUCGAAUCGAUGUGGACAAUAAAUUAAAUUCAUGCCGGUCACGUCGUGUCCGUCAGGACAAAUUCCAGGGGAGUGUUUCAUCAACAUUAUCGUCCGACAAGUUGUCAGGUCUGACAACUUUCCUUGAUUUUGAUUGGCUGACAAGCACUGUUACUAUGGUAACUGUUGUGUAAAACAGGACAUGUCGGAUAAAACGUCCGACAAGUGCUUUCAUGAAACGCUCCCCAGAAAUUUCAUUACCCCGAUUUGUCACAACAAAAUGAAGAACAAAAAAAUUCCCGGAUGUCUGAUCUGAGCGAUUAUUCGCACCGCGUCGCAGAACGAAUUCUAGAACACAGUAAAUGUAUUGAAAAUGACCUUCUAAAGCCGACGGACAGUUGGGAGGUCUUUGUCGAAAUUCGGUGAACCGGAACAGCAGUUCGUCCAAAGUUUCGGAGCUGACGAAAAAAUACAAAUAUGUCAUUUGUCCAGAGUCCAGGACGAAACUGCUGUUUGAUUCUCCAAUUUUCAACAAAGACUUUUUGGUUGCUCAUUGUCAUGAAGGGCAUUUAGCAACACAUUAUUUUUCUGUGUUGUUGGAAGCGUUCUGCAUCGCAGUUUCGAUAAUCCCCAAUGUCUUCACCCACGUGACCCAAGUCGAAAAAAAAAUCUUAGAUCUUGUAUUAUUGUGUUAUUUGUCUUCUGGUUUUGACUUGAUCAACUUGACAAGGUCCUCAUCUCACUGCGCAUUUAAGUUUUAGUAAGUGUUUUCAACUUCAAGCUCUAAAGAUGGGCGGGGUGGCAUAGGUUCAUAACAAUAUAGCCACAUUCUCAUAACUUCGAGCGCAAAAUUCAACAGAUCAUUAGACAAAACGAUAAGAAUUAAACAUAAUUAUCUUUGUACCCCACUUUUCUUUCCUUCCAUUCGCUUUUUUGUUCUCUGUCACUGUGACAAUCAUCAUUGUGACAAUAUUGAUAUGUGUUUGGUUUGAUCGAGGGUUAUUUAUCAAAUUUCGUGUACUACUUUCUCUUUCAUUAUUAUACAUGCAUGUCUUGUUAAUUUUAUAAAUAUGAUCACGGUAAUUAUAAUGUGUAUAACAUUCCUUUGUAUUACAGAUAUCUUAUUUCUUGAUUAGUUUGAAUUUAUUGGUAAUCAUUGCAAUCAUUUAGAGGUGAAAGAUGAAUUAUCAUCAUCAUCAUUACCAUCAUCAUUAUCAUCAUUAUCAUCAUCAUCAUCACCAUCAUCAUUAUCAUCACCAUCAUCAUUAUCAUCAUCAUCUUCUUCAUCAUCAUCAUCAUCAUCACCAUCAUCUUCAUCAUCAUCAUCAUCACCAUCAUCUUCAUCAUCAUCACCCCCCUCACCAUCAUCGAUUUUAAAGCAAGUCCCCACCAGUUGGUAAUUCAAAACAUCAAAUUUUAAUCUGACGUGAUUGUGAAUAACGUUAUCUAAAACAAUAUGCAAUACUUAUAUCCCGUUAUAAACGUUCCGUGUGGGUUUGUCCAAGUUGAUUAUCAUCAUUAUUAUCAGUAGUAUUAUAUCAUUUUGUUCAUGAUUCAUAAUCAUAUUUUGUCAAUUCGAUAUGAUAUUUUGUUCAUAUAUUUUGGUGGUGUUGGAUUUUCAUAAAACUUUUCUUAUAUUUUCUCUGGC
This is a messenger RNA of Lytechinus pictus (painted urchin), 3893 nucleotides long. RefSeq lists its product as uncharacterized. The transcript has 2 exons. Gene Ontology annotation, biological process: regulation of gene expression; protein ubiquitination; innate immune response. Gene Ontology annotation, cellular component: cytoplasm. Gene Ontology annotation, molecular function: protein binding; ubiquitin protein ligase activity. The coding region runs from base 198 to 1913 and encodes 571 amino acids. The record is from RefSeq and is a predicted model, not a curated record. NCBI's taxonomy places the organism in Eukaryota, Metazoa, Echinodermata, Echinoidea, Temnopleuroida, Toxopneustidae.